CCCCCGCCGCCUGCGGAGGUGAUUCACACCGCUCUCGUGCCAUUUACCACCGGUGCACGUGCAGACUGAGGACCAUGAGCUGCACCGGACACAGCUGACGGACCGAGAGUGAGUACCGUCGAGCUGAACGGAAGCUUUUAUUAGCAUGCAAACCAUUAAAACACAUUUGACUAUUAACGUCUUCGGACGUCGUGGAAGUUUCAGGUAGUCACGUGUUCAUUUCUCAGGGUAAACGUCAACCUCAGUCGCGCGGCUGCAGCGAAGACCUCGUGAGCCUAACGGUCGAGGAGCAUUUUAAUACCUCCAUACAUAAGCAUUGUGUGUUGUUAACCAGCGCGCAGGCGCCGUGUGAAGCCUACGUCAUUUACGUGAAGACAUAAGAAAAAGCGAAAACCAGAACUAAUUGUGCUUCUUUGCAAGUCUACAUCAGUGCGUGUGUGUUUGAGGGCAGAUUCCUGUAAUUCCAGCAGCAGUGAAGUGAAAGGCAUUAGGAGAGGAUCAGAUCACCGUGUUAUUGUACUUGUUGCUUCGGCUCAACUCACUACAGAAAUGAAGCAACAGAAGGGAAACUCCUGCUCAAACGUCAAAUAGAAGGCACAUUUUUCAGGAAACCUUAUCCUCUCGAUGUUCUUGUAAUAGCAGAUCACGGAAAGUCCAUGUAGCAGCUGAGAGUCGUGAUCAACGUCAGAGGAGGAGCUUCAGUACAGUUGUCUGUGUGUGGAUCCUUCUGCGUACGAGUAGAUCUCUCUGAGACAUGACUAAUGUCCGGCCCAAAGCAGAGGGACAGAGCGAUGAAGACGAGGUCCCGGAUGGAGGGUGGGGAUGGGUGCUGGUCGGCGCCCUGUUCGUCAGCACCAGCCUCGUGUUCGGCCUGAUGCGGAGCCUGGGGAUCUUCUUCGUGGAGUUCGUCCAGUACUUCGAGGAGAGCGCUCAGGCCAUCUCCUGGAUCUCGUCCACGGGCCUGGCAGCGCAGCAGUUCUUCAGUCCGCUGGCUGCAGCACUAUGCAAUGCUUACGAUGCCCGGGUGGUGGUGAUGACGGGGGGCUGUCUUGCUGGACUCGGCCUCAUACUUGCCUCCCAGGCCACCUGUCUCGUUCACCUCUACCUCACCAUGGGUUUGAUUUCCGGUCUGGGCUGGGGUCUGGUCUUCACUCCCAUGGUGGCCACAGUCAUGGCCAACUUCACUCGCCGCCGCGCCCUGGUGCUGGGAGUGGGUUUCUCCAGCAUCGGCCUCUCCUCCUUCGCUUUCAACCCGCUCUUCCAGCUGCUGGUGGAGACGUAUGCCUGGCGAGGGGCCCUCCUGAUUCUGGGGGCCCUCAGCCUCAACAUCGUGCCCUGCGGGGCUCUCAUCCGCCCACGGCGACGCUCUAAAGCCCCGGCGAAGGCGGAUUCAGAGAGCGGGUCGUCCUGCGCUGCAGUGCUGCGGCGAGUCUCGUCCUACCUGGAGCUGUCGCUGCUCUUGCAGAGGCCGUACGUCACCUACACGCUGGCCGUCACUCUCCUCAACGUCGGCUACUUCGUGCCUUACUUCCACCUGGUGGCCCACAGCCGGCAAGCCGGCUUUUCGGAGUACCAGGCCGCUUUUGUCAUGUCAGCCGCCGGCGCCACAGACAUUUUGGGCCGCGUGGUGUCAGGCUGGUUCUCGGACCUGGGCCACUAUCGGCCCCUUCACUUGCUGAGCGUGUGGACGGUGCUGGCGGGGGUGUUCAUCAUUUUGCUGCCCGUGAGCUCCUCGGCCGGCUCCUACGCCGCGCUGAUGGCGAUCAGCCUCUUGUACGGCUUCUGCUCCGGGGCGCUGACCUCGCUGGUCUUCGCGGUGGUGCCGAUGAUCGUGGGCGUGGACCGCGUGAUGGGGGCCCUCGGGCUGCUGCAGCUCAUCGAGAGCGGCGCCGGGCUUCUGGGGACACCGCUGUCAGGGUUGCUCAAGGACAUCACAGGCAACUACAUGGCUUCCUUCGUGGUCGCGGGCGGUUUCCUCGUUCUCGGCUCUUUGACCAUCACCACUCUGCCUCACUACUUCUCCUGCAAAGAGCCGCCGCCGCCUCAGACGUUCACUUGACGAGAAAGAUAAGGGUUUACAUCCAGAGUUGGAACAGAUGCAUAGUUCGCCCUCUGACACCAAUCACAGAGGAGUUAAUGAAGUAUCCAGUA
Messenger RNA from Anarrhichthys ocellatus (wolf-eel), 2151 nucleotides. It is a transcript of the gene slc16a13, whose product is annotated as solute carrier family 16 member 13. Gene Ontology annotation, biological process: monocarboxylic acid transport; transmembrane transport. Lineage: Eukaryota; Metazoa; Chordata; Actinopteri; Perciformes; Anarhichadidae. The transcript is spliced from 6 exons. The record is from RefSeq and is a predicted model, not a curated record. Gene Ontology annotation, molecular function: monocarboxylic acid transmembrane transporter activity. The coding region runs from base 755 to 2059 and encodes 434 amino acids.